UUUAAAUAAGAAGAAUCUCUCCUUCCUUCCUCUUUAUCCCUCCACCUGCUCCGCUGCUCGUAUGUGUUUUCUUGUCCCACACUCAUAUGGCAGAAGAAGAAGACUCUGGGUGGAAGACAAGUUAUGGAAGCCACGCCCUUGACGAGCUUUUUGUUAAUGAACCACAUCUCUUAUUUCUGCCACAAGAACAACAUCUUAGGCUCAUGCCAAAGGAAAAUUCCAUCAUCAACAAGUUAGUCUCAUCAAACUUUGACUCCGGUCCAAGACUCCAAGAUAUCGCAAACGCUGUGGCCAUGGUUGAACCCCUAACCCACCCAGUCCGACAAAUCUCGGAAUCAACGGUCCCAAUAUUGAGAAGGCGUACUUUGAGCAAGGUGGAUAGGUAUACAUUAAAGGUGAAGAACAACUCUAACGGAAUGAGUGAUGAUGGAUACAAAUGGAGAAAGUAUGGUCAGAAAUCCAUCAAACAUAGCCCCAAUCCAAGGAGUUAUUUCAAGUGCACAAACUCAAUAUGCAAUGCAAAGAAACAAGUGGAGAGAUCAAUUGAUGACCCUAACACAUAUAUCAUCACCUACGAGGGUUUCCAUUUGCACUUCACCUAUCCUUUCUUCUUAUCCGAUAGCACACAUAGAUCCAAUAAAAAACCCAAAAUAAAAAAUGAAGCUCAAAAUAAAGCCCAUUUUGAAAUCAAUCCUAAAUCUCAAGCCCAAGAAAAAAACAAGCAAAUUAAACUAGUCAAAUCAGACUACCAAAAUUGUAUGGCCUAUGAAGCCGAUGGAAACACACCGGCAAACCUGGAAGAUGGUUUUUUUCCCCCACUUAUUCAAGGCUGGCAGCAACAAGGGCUUCUUGAAGAUGUGGUGGCUACGGCAAUAAAAAAUAUUCCGACCAAUGAUGGUGGUUUGGCAGCUUCUCGGUCUUCAUUACCGUCUUAUACUUCCUCAACAUGCUCUUUUUCUCGGACCGAUUCACCACCCCUUUCUCCAUCUUUCUUUAAGUUGGAUUCCCAGUUUUUUCACAGCGGAUUUAGUGAUGAAAGAGUUCAAUCGGAUCUUGAAAACUUCAAGCAUUUAUGAUAUUUGUAUUAAGUAUAUGUUAAUAUGUCUCCGAAAAUUAUUGAUUUUUGUUCG
Messenger RNA from Raphanus sativus (radish), 1130 nucleotides. Its product is annotated as probable WRKY transcription factor 49. Bases 87 to 1076 code for a protein of 329 amino acids. Gene Ontology annotation, molecular function: DNA-binding transcription factor activity; sequence-specific DNA binding. NCBI's taxonomy places the organism in Eukaryota, Viridiplantae, Streptophyta, Magnoliopsida, Brassicales, Brassicaceae. Gene Ontology annotation, biological process: regulation of DNA-templated transcription. The record is from RefSeq and is a predicted model, not a curated record. The transcript is spliced from 3 exons.